AGAUAUAAUACUCUUUUCUUCUUCCCUUCUUAGCUCCAUUAAUGGAGUCUUAGCAGUAUUUUCACAUGGUAUCAAAGCACCGAUACUGGGUGUUUCUUCUUCGAAUCCGCAAUUGAAAUUGAGCAUUACUCAGCUGGUUGAUCAUAGUAGAGUUGAGAUCUCUUCUAGAUCACCUAACUGCAGAGCCUUGUAGUGAGAAAUGGCACCAAAAAUUGAUCAAAGCGAUCCCCUGUUUAUUGGUUCUUCAGAUGUCACUGGAGCUGUGCUUAUUCCUAUCAAAUUGACUGGAUCUGAAAACUAUGGCAUAUGGAGUAGGUCGAUGAAGAUUGCCUUGUUGGGAAAACGGAAGUAUGGAUUUGUUACAGGGACAUGUACAAAGGAAACAUACUGAGAAGAACUGCACGAGCAAUGGGAGACGUGCAAUGCUAUUGUGCUCUCAUGGCUUAUGAAUACUGUCAGUGAAGAACUUCUUAGUGGAAUAGUGUACGCAACCAGUGCAUAUGCUGUGUGGACUGACCUGCAGGAGAGGUUCGACAAGGUAAAUCGAAUGUGAGUAUAUCAAUUACAUUGAGAAACUACCACAUUAUCACAAGGCACUGAUUCUAUCUCUCAGUAUUUCACAAAAUUGAAAACCUUAUGGAAUGAAUAUGAUGCUGUUAUACCUUCACCUAGCUGUAAUUGCCCUAGAUCAAAGGAUUAUAUGGAUCAUUUAUCAGAAAUGAGGUUGAUCCAGUUUCUCAGUGGUUUAAAUAAAUCCUAUGACCAAGCUCGAAGGCAGAUUUUGCUGAAAGGGACUGCUCCUACCAUAAACCAAGCAUAUGCUAUGCUUAUAGAGGAUGAGAUUCAACACUCAACUUGUGUAGCUACUAUGGUUGGGAAGCCAGAUCAGAUUGCCAUGAAUGUGAAUAGGAACCAGGGAAAAGAAUUCCAUAGAGGAAAGAGGUGUGAAUUCUACAAUUUUACUGGUCACACUAAGGAAAAUUGCUAUAAACUGAUUGGGUAUCCAGUAGAUUGGAAACAAAAGAAACAGGCUGGUCCUUUUAGAAACAUACAUAAUCACAUCACAUCUGGUAGCGGUUCAGGGCAUAGAUAUGGCAGUCAUGGAGGAGGUAAUUUUGCAGCAAACAACAUUUCAAAUGGAUCAUGUGAUCACUCUUAUGUAGCAUCAACCAGCAAGACAGCUACAAAUCAUGAAGGCAAUGACACUUUCUUUGCAAAGGGGCAGCCUUUUACUGAAGAAGAAUAUAAGCAGAUCCUCACCCUACUGCAUAAGGAUGCCACAGAUUCUAAGCAAGUCAAUAUGACAGGAGAUACGGUGGAGGUAACUCACAUUGGUAAAGCAGAUGUUUUUGGAAACCAAGCAGUGGAGAAUAUCCUAUUAGUGCCAGAUUUCAAGUUCAAUCUAUUGUCUGUGUCCAAACUCACAAGGGAAUUAUCUUGUUUUGUGUCUUUCUAUCCUGUCUUCUGCAUUUUCUAGGAUCUCUUGAGUGGCAGGGUGAGAGGAAUUGGUAAGGAGAAUGGAGGAUUGUACAUAUUCAGAAGUAAAACGGGAUUUAAGCAAAUGGAAGGUGCAAGAUAUCACUCACAAAGGACGAUUGCAAAUGUAACAUAAUCUGAUGUCAAGCUUUGGCAUUCCAGACUUGGACAUCCUUCUUCUCAAGCUCUAGAGCAUUUGAACCUGGUAGAAUGCACUAAUAACAGUGAGAUACUUCAUAAUUGUCAUGUUUGUCCAUUAGCUAAGCAAGCUAGACUACCAUUUCCUAUUAGUACUUCUAGAGCAUCUACAUUGUUUGACAUUGUUCACAUGGAUCUUUGGGGACCAUAUAAGGUUCCUACUAUUGAUAAGAAGAAUUAAUUCUUGACAA
Messenger RNA from Capsicum annuum, 1865 nucleotides. RefSeq lists its product as uncharacterized. NCBI's taxonomy places the organism in Eukaryota, Viridiplantae, Streptophyta, Magnoliopsida, Solanales, Solanaceae. Bases 701 to 1477 code for a protein of 258 amino acids. The transcript has 2 exons. The record is from RefSeq and is a predicted model, not a curated record.